GACAUCCCAUAUUGCACUAUUCCUCAAAACCGCUUUCUCUCUCUCCCCUCUCCCACCCGCCGGCGACCCGGCUCUUCCGAGUUUACUGCAACUCUGUCCCACCGGAUCUGAACGAGACGCUGCAAUUCCUGUGACCACCACGACGCUGCCGCCAGACUCCACAACGCGCUGAGGAGGAGGUAGGCUCCGGUCCCCAUCGCCGCCGCCGGUAUGGCUUUAGGGGAUUAUUCCGAUGUUUAUGCUCGUAAAAGGGGCGAUCCAUCCGGCCAUGAACUGAGUUCUUUGUUGGAUUUGUAUGACUCUGGGAGAGUGUUAUUGCCUUCGGAGGAGGGUUAUUGCCGUCCGAGUCCGUCUCGAUCCCAGAAAUUGAGUGCCUUUUCCCCGAAAAAAACAUUAUUUAAGGGGAUUUCCCUGCUCCCGUGGUUCAAGCUUGGUUCGACUUUACACCACGCGAAGACGACCGCCUAGUCGCUCUUCAUCCAGCAAUUCUGAUUUCGCUACCAACCAGCUCACAGGCUGCUUGUAUGUUUGAACUGCACUGCGCAGAACAAUAAAAAAAUUCAAUCAUGGAUAAUUCAUCUGCUUCUCCCAUGGACAUUUACAGGGAGACCAUGGGGAUGAGUUUGGUUGAUAGGUUUACAGUCCUGACAAGCAUUGGGGAUGAAUGCAUCCAGGAGGAUGAGCUUUGGUUCCUUCUGAAGAGGAAGGCCACCCCUGUUUGUUAUGUUUGGUUUGAGCCAUCUACCCCGAUGAACAUAACUGAGGGAAUCUUGAAGGCAAUCUAUGUCAAUAAAAUGGUCAAAGCUGGUUUCACAGUUAAAGUUAUGAUAGCAGAUUUAUUUGCCCUAAUCUAUAAGUAUGGAUACAAUCUUGAUCAAGUACGGACCGUUGGUUCCUACAAUAUUGAGAUGUGGAAAGCAGCUGGCAUGGACCUUGAGAGAGUGGAGCUUGUGUGGUUUUCAGAUGAACUGAAUCAUCAUCCAGCUAAUUACUGGCCACUUGCAUUCGAUGUCUCCAGGAAAAGCACUGUGGAUCAAAUUGCAAGGUGUUGUAGUAUUAUGGAAUCAUUUCUACCAGAUUUAUUGCCUGGCGCCGAGUUACUUUACCCUUGCUUACAGAUUGCUGCCAUAUUAAGUCAGAAGGCAGACAUGUGGCUCUUCAGUACUGAUCAGCGAGAUGCUAGCAUGAUAGCUAGAAGCUACGCUGAGAACAUAAAAGGGCAGAAUAAACCAAUUAUUCUUUUGCACAACAUGCUCCCUAGUUUACUAGAAAAACCUGAGCUUCAGCGAAGGGGAGAUCCAGCACGCACUGUAUUUAUGGAAGAUGGUGCGGAUAUUUUAAGUUUUAAAAUGGAGAAAGCUUUCUGCCCUCCGAAACUAGCAUUAGGCAACCCAUGUUUGGAGUAUAUCAAAUAUGUAAUCUUCCCUUUGUUUGGAAAGUUUGAGGUGGUUCAAGAGGAAAUGGACGGUGGUACCAAGACAUUUUCAAGUAUGGAAGAGCUCGUUGUUGACUAUGAAAGUGGUGUGGUUGAUUCUGCUAAUGUUAAGCUAGCCUUUGAAAAGUCAUUAAACAAGAUAUUACAGCCUGUCCAUGACUACUUCUGGGACAACAAGGGAGCCAUGGCUCUAUUUUGCUCUCUCAAGCCCUUUCUUUUGUUUCAGGAAUACCAGCGGGCCAGACGAGAAUGAAGAGAACCAUGCCUGGACAGAUCCAAGACAAAUCUGGAUCGUUUCUUUCUAUUGUUGUUGUAUCUUCCACAGAGUGUUUAAUUUGCACUAUAUUUGAACCGUUGCACCACAGUUGACCUCAACAAAAAGUGACCAACGUUGUGUGGCAGUGACUAUUUAUCUGUUGCAUAAUUUUCUUUUCCCCAAAAAUCAGCCACUUUUCAAUGGCAUAGAUUCCUUU
Messenger RNA from Phragmites australis (common reed), 1908 nucleotides. Its product is annotated as tyrosine--tRNA ligase 1, cytoplasmic-like. Gene Ontology annotation, molecular function: ATP binding; tyrosine-tRNA ligase activity. The record is from RefSeq and is a predicted model, not a curated record. NCBI's taxonomy places the organism in Eukaryota, Viridiplantae, Streptophyta, Magnoliopsida, Poales, Poaceae. Gene Ontology annotation, biological process: tRNA aminoacylation for protein translation. The transcript is spliced from 12 exons. Bases 567 to 1688 code for a protein of 373 amino acids.